Lagopus leucura (white-tailed ptarmigan) is the source of this 3492-nucleotide messenger RNA. RefSeq lists its product as uncharacterized. The transcript is spliced from 2 exons. The record is from RefSeq and is a predicted model, not a curated record. The coding region runs from base 95 to 1792 and encodes 565 amino acids. Lineage: Eukaryota; Metazoa; Chordata; Aves; Galliformes; Phasianidae.
CGUGGCCUGCGGGGAUCACGUGCCUCUGCUCGUUGCGGCGGAGCAGCGCGCUGCGCUCAGCUCUUCUCCCUUCUUGCUUCUCCCGACGGCUGCAAUGAAUCCGUUCUUCCUUUCAGGAGCGCUGCGUGCUGGAACAAAGUUCGUCUCGUUCCUCCGGACGCUUUGGUCUCUCAUCGUGUUCAUCGUUUGCAGUUUGGGAGUUGUAGGGAUAUGGAACCAGUUCCUGGCACUGCUGGAGAUCUCUGCCUGGCAGCCGUCCCUCCCGCUGCGAGCAGCCGAUCUCACACGCAGCUCCGUGCUCAGGCUGCUUUCCGGGUUCUCUGCUCAGUUCUUUACGCCCGUUUGGAAUGCCGAAUCGGGGAUCGCGUUGUCCAUCCUCCUGAAUGUCUUCCUCUCCAUCCUUCUCAUCUACUUCGUGUGCAAGAAGUCUCCUAAAGCAGAGAAUGCUGAGCGGCAGCAAGAAUGGGGAGGCUUAGGACAGGACUUGGGGGCGUCGGGACCCCCGGCGUCAUCGCAUGUGGAACAGAGAGGAGAAGAAGAAGAAGUGGAAGAAGUGGAGGAAGAUGCAGGGCAGGGACCGUCAUCAACAGCACCGCCAUCGAGAGCAGCAGCGGAAAGAGCUGAGAGCCACGGAGAGGAGAGUGAGGAGGAGGAAUUCGCUGUUAGCACUGCUCGCCCAGCUCGGGAGGUGACUGAAUUCCACGGCUCAAGAGAGGAGUUUGUACGGCACCCAAACGAAGCUGUUGUCACCUGGCUGCUUCGCUGUUGGGACAGCGGGGCCAGCAGCGUGCUUCUAGAUGGAAACGGGGCUCGCCAGCUGGGCAGCAUUGCCGGAGACUCAGCUAUUGACAGAGGGAUCAGUAGAUGUCUGCGCGGAGUCACCACCCUCUGGGAACGAAUGUUACUGGCCGUGAAGGAAAGGCAUCCCUUCAAAGAUGAUCUGGAGCCUGAAGUGAAAAGGUGGAAGACUCUUAAAGAAGGUAUCCAGUAUUUGAGAGAGACGGCCGUGGUGGAGAUGUUGUGUGACCCCAUGUUCGUCCCCAAUGAUCCACGCCCGAACCGCCGUGAUCCUGAGAAUGUGAGGAUCACGUCAGAUGUUGUGUGGAAUCUCACAAGAACAGCACCAGAAAGGUACCUGGGUGUGCUGGCAUCGAUGUCCCAUAGGUACGAGAAGCAACAGAGGAGGCCCCCCGUGUUUGAACUGAUUAUUAGACUUCAGAUCUUUGAACAACAACUACUUCUAUUCCACGGUUACGUUUCAGCCACCUCAGAAAUAACAGAAAGAAUGGAUAAAGCAGAGAAGAGGAUGGAUAAGGUGGCAGGUAACAAGGAGAGGAAACAGGGCGGCAUGCCAGAGGAAGCGUCCCUGUCAGUGAAUCGUGGUGAACCUGUGGCAGGGUCAGAAACAGCCAACGAAGAUCAGGACCUAACGAGUCUGCUGAAGGAGCUGAUCACACUGAUUAAAAGUGAUGAACCCUCCUCCUCACCUGCGCCACCCAAAAUCUCAGCUAUCAAUGGCAAACGCUCUCCCAUGCAAGCAAACGACAGCAGUAGAUGUAUGGCACGUGCUGCCUUGUGGAGUUACUUACGUGAGCAUGGAGAAGACAUGAAGGAGUGGCGUAAAAAACCCACGGCUGCGCUCCGAGCUCGGGUGAGAGAAUUACAGCAGAGAUCAACCAGCGUGCGACUGCUCCACUUACUGCAGCUGAUUCGUGGCCGUGACACACGUGCUGCAAUUCAACAAGGCAAGGGGAUAAAACCUCUGAUGGGAGAAGGCGAUGGCAAAAUAUGAAUAUGGGGAGGCGUGGCAGGUUGACUCCUUCACCUUGUCACGAACCCAUAAAGGUAAGCGUUUUGUGCUCACCGUGGUGGAGGCAACCACUGGUGCUGUGAAACGUCUGCAGUACCCCAUGCUGGCGCCCGAAACACCAAGUGGGGUCUGGAGAAACAAGUGCUGUGGUGACGUGGCAGUGCAGGGAGAAUGGAGUCAGAUAACGGGGCUCAUUUCAAACAUUCCCUUGUGGAUAUUUGUGCCAAAGACGAUGGCGCUGAGUGCAUUUAUCACAUCCCCUGUCAUGCACAGCUUCUGGUAAGAUCAGACGCUGCAAUGGGUUGUUCAAAACCACGUUGAAAGCAGCGGGUGGUGGAACAUUGCAGCUCUGGGAGAAGCAUUUGGCAGAAGCCCCCUGGUUGGUCAGUACCGGAGGAUCUAUUGAUCGUGCUGGCCCUAGCCCAUGCAGCUCCCUGCGUGCUGCACGGGGAGAUGAGGUCCCUGCAGUGCAUGUAAAGAACGCGCUGGGCAAAGCGGCUGGGGGCCUUCCAGCCUCCGGAAAGGGCAGAGCUGUCCGUGGGGCUGUUUGUGCUCAGGGUGCAGCUGUGGGUGACGGGAAUGGGGCUGUGCAGUGCGCACCAAGGGAAUGCGCUGCUGAAAGGGGGAGCGCGGCCAGGAUCCCACGUCUGCGUGUGCGUUUAACGCGAGUUAAUUGUCGUUUGUCAACAUGAGGCGGUGCUGUGGGAUCAGGGCUGCAAUGUGACGGCUCUGCGAUGUUCGUUAUCAGGGCUCCACAUCACAGCGCCGUGCAGCGCAGCGGCAGUGAAGGAGUUCGGGCCGCAGUUCCGGCACGGCGGAUAUUUGCGGCUCUGCGGGGCGCAGAGGAGCCGAACUGCAGCUCCCAGCGCCGGCCCCGCUGCGCUGCUCCGCCCGGAGGGAAGGCGGCGCGGCUCCGAGUCACGUGACGGCGCGGCUCCGAGUCACGUGACGGCGCUGUCUGCCGCCGCUCCGCCGGCUCCGGGCGCUCGUUGAUUUCAUUCAUCAGCCGCAAUCCCAACUCACUUCUGUUUCUGCUAUUAGCACCCGUUAAUUAACUUUCCUUCUGAGAUGGUGGACCCUGGUUUUCGUUUCCUUCUUUUCCUCUUUGUUCCCUCCCUGGUUUUGGCCCUGAGGCUCUGCUGUCCCGGUGCCGCAGUCCCAGACGGAUCCAGAGAUGACUCGGUGACGGUCAGUGCUGGCCCAGGGGCUGCAUGCAUCCUGGGUAUGGAUUACCUCGGGAGGGUGAAAGGUGAGACGGGCCCCAUAAGUGAAAGUCAAAAGGCAAGAAGGCUUCACAGUGACUGAGAAUAAGGGGGUGAAGGGGAAUAGUUAGAGAUAGUUGAUAGAGCAGGAAUGUAGAGAAGAAACCGGUUUGGGGGAUGCCCCCCCUGAAAGGCCAGGAGUUGACAGCAAAAAUGGUCAGAAGCCUUUGCAAGGAAAACAACAAAUCUUCAUCCCACGACCCGCUAUCCACACACAAGAGGGGAGGGUGUGCACACUAAUGAACUGUCGGGGUGUAAUGAAUAUGGAUCCGAAUCCAGGGAAAACUAUUGAUUAUGUAUUAGUUUCGCCUAUAUCUGUAGCACGAUUUCUCUAGACGGUGUGCAAGUCAGGCGGAUCGAUGCCCCUUGCACCCAGUGUCUGCGCAGCACUGAAUAAACCACACCUGCUUGGUAAUCUUA